Molecule: messenger RNA, 840 nt
Organism: Lasiodiplodia theobromae
Lineage: Eukaryota; Fungi; Ascomycota; Dothideomycetes; Botryosphaeriales; Botryosphaeriaceae
Exons: 2
Coding region: 1-840 (279 amino acids)
Source: RefSeq, a predicted model, not a curated record
AUGGAAUACUACAUUUCCGCCUACAACCAGCACUCCAACCACGUCGCCCGUUCCUUCCCCGACCUCUACAAGUACUUCACCCUCAAAACCACCCACAAGCACUACUACAACUCAGUCAUCCACUUCAACACCAACCACUUCCAGCACAUACUCUACGAGUAUUCCAACUACAACCUCCACGAGCACUUCAAUCACGAGCACACCGACUAUGAGCAGUUCAAUCACCAGCACUUCAACCAUACACCCGACAAAUACACCGAUUCCACCUCCAUCCACAACUUCGACAACUAUUCCAGCCGUGCCUACAAUAAGCACUCCAACCGAAUCAGCCACUUCAUCUCAAUCACCUACCAAGCCGCACUCAACUGCCCAUACAGGCACCUCUCCAACCCCUCAACCACCCACUACCUCAUCUACGCCUUUUUCGCCCAUCCUCCCUACAACACAUCCUACGACAACCCCAACGCCCAUCACCUUUGCCACGAGCACACCUCCUACUACAAGUACCACAAGUACACCUAUUCCCACAAAUCUACCCCCGGUUUCGAUCACAAAUACUCCAUCCACUACAAACCCACUUUUACCUCCCCCUCCGACAAGCGCAGCACCAACAACAAGCCAUACAAUACCUUUACCUACAAUCACGUUCCCAUCACCAUCUUGGACACCACCUUGGACACCACCUUGGGCACCAUCAAUGCCAUCUCCGCCACUACCGCCACCCCAUUCUCAUCACUCCAACAGUUUCUCUUUCACCGAACUACCACCUCCUCCUCAGAGCUGGCACUCGAUACCUUCACCUCCAAGCAGUUCAGAAAGUGCGACUCAAGAGACGAGUGA